AUGGUCCGUCUACUACUCUCGAUCAAAGCAGAAUUAGAGAAUGUGACCAACCUGGUGCCCGCAUCAGAUUCCUUCGAGUAUUUCUUUCAGGUAAAAUGCAACAGCUGCCACGAAGUCCACCCGCGUUUCGUUUCCCUCAAUCGUGAAGAAGAGCGAGAUGUUUCAGGCGGCAAAGGUGCUACUGCGCACUUUGUUUGGCGAUGCGGAAUGUGUAAACGGGAGAGCUCCGCCAAAUUCGAGGCUACGAAGCCACUACCAUAUGCCGAUGAGAACGGCCAAUUCGCUCCCCUACUCACCAUAGAGUGCAGAGGGCUGGAAUUCGUAGGAUUUGACCCGAGAGGGAUCUGGCAAUGUGAGGGGUUGACGGGUGCGAAAUUUCCGGAGGUCGACCUUGAAAACGGCGAAUGGGUGGACUACGACGAGAAGGCAGCACUCCCAGUAGGUGUAUCAGGAUUGGAAAGUCAGUGGAGCAGAGCUCCCUAG
Molecule: messenger RNA, 483 nt
Organism: Pleurotus ostreatus (oyster mushroom)
Lineage: Eukaryota; Fungi; Basidiomycota; Agaricomycetes; Agaricales; Pleurotaceae
Exons: 7
Coding region: 1-483 (160 amino acids)
Molecular function (GO): zinc ion binding
Source: RefSeq, a predicted model, not a curated record